CCCACUUUACAACACUAAUCACAGCUGAUAAUCGGCCUGCUUUUUUUCAAUUUACUCAAUUUUUCUCGGUAAAUUAAUUUAAAUACAAUAUAAAAUGCCCGUUGUGGUCGUGACUGAAGCCGAGGAAUACCAGAAGCGCAUAAAUGCGGACAAGACGACCGUGGCCCUGUUUGCCGCCGACUGGGCAGAGCAAUGUGGUCAGGUAAAAGAUGCGCUGGAGGAGCUGUCCAAGAUAACAGGAGACAAACUGCAAUUCAUCAGCCUAAAUGCCGAACAAUUUCCAGAGAUUUCCAUGAAGCAUCAAAUCGAAGCUGUGCCCACAGUCAUCUUCUUUGCGAAGGGCUCGGCAGUGGACCGCGUCGAUGGUGUGGACAUUGCAGCCAUUAGUAGCAAAUCCAAGAAAUUGGCCGAGAGUGCCAGCAGUGCUGCGGCCACUGGUCAAACUCUGGAGGAUCGUCUAAAGGCCCUGAUCAACACGGCUCCGUUGAUGAUAUUCAUGAAGGGCGACCGGAAUGGCCCGCGCUGUGGAUUCUCCAAGCAGCUUAUCGGGAUUGUAAACGAAACAAAUUUGCCGUAUGAAACCUUCGACAUCCUGGGCGAUGAAGAGGUGCGCCAGGGCCUUAAAACUUUCUCCGACUGGCCGACAUACCCGCAGGUGUAUGUCAAGGGCGAAUUGAUUGGCGGACUGGACAUCAUCAAGGAAUUACUGGCUAACAAUGAACUCGAAGCAACGCUUAAGGGUUGAUUCCAUCCUACUCUCCCUCAGGACACCACAAAUCAGGAACAAACUAUUUUGCUAAGUCCAUUGAUUUUUCAUAUGGAUUAAUAAAGACGAAAAAAAAAACUGUA
This is a messenger RNA of Drosophila kikkawai, 849 nucleotides long. It is a transcript of the gene Grx3, whose product is annotated as Glutaredoxin 3. Gene Ontology annotation, biological process: intracellular iron ion homeostasis. Gene Ontology annotation, cellular component: cytosol; nucleus. The record is from RefSeq and is a predicted model, not a curated record. Lineage: Eukaryota; Metazoa; Arthropoda; Insecta; Diptera; Drosophilidae.